AAGUAGCCCACCAUGUGCUUCCGGCGUUACCAUGGCGCUCUGAAGAAACUUUAGGUACAGUGGCAAAGAGAAGACUCUUCUCAGUAUCUUUUCAGAAUGGCAAUGAAUGAUGUGCUUUGGCAAGAUAGAGAUGUUCGUUUCGACGUUACAAACCAGGAGCUCCAGUAUGGUCCAGGCGAAGAACAAUUCGACAGGCUCGAUGCUGUCGAAGACACCAAAGGGAACAGUGGCGAUAAAGGAAAGCUCUUUGUCACCAACUUGAGGAUCAUUUGGCAAUCUCAUUCAAGACCCAGAGUGAACCUCUCGGUCGGAUUCAACUGCAUCACUGGUGUGUCUACUCGUACAGUGAACUCAAAACUACGUGGCAUAGCUGAAGCGCUGUACCUGCUGACAAAGACGAGUAGCAGCAGAUAUGAAUUCAUAUUCACGAACUUGCAAUCAACGGGUUCCCCUAGGCUCAUCGCUUCUGUUGUGAACGUGUUCAAGUCAUACAACAGCAGCAAGCCGUACCGGGAACUUCGCCUGCGGGCAGCCCUCCUGCAGCGCGGUCAGCUGAUUGUGCUGCCAGGUGAACACAUCUGUAGUCGUGUACAGGGAGUGUGGAACCUGUCUAGUGACCAGGGGAAUCUGGGAACCUUCUACAUAUCCAACGUCCGGCUCGUCUGGCACGCCAACAUGAACGACUCGUUCAACAUCAGUCUUCCUUAUAUUCAGAUGUCUAGCAUCAAGACGCGGGAAUCCAAGUUCGGCACCGCACUUGUCAUUGAAACGACAGAAUCUAGUGGUGGCUACGUGCUCGGCUUCAAGGUAGACCCAGCAGAACGUCUUCAAGAGGUGUCCCGAGAACUGUCUAGUCUCUAUAAAGUCCACAAGGCUAGGCCGGUGCUCGGAGUCGAUUUCUGCAUGGAGCAACACUUGAAAGAUCAGCCGUAUGGUGAGACAGACCAGAAGGGCCCAACCAUGGAGGAAGAUGAAAGCCAAGUGAUAACCGAGAGCCACUACGACGCAUUUGCAGCCUACCUGGCAGAAGAAAGCAAAGUCAAGUGCCGUGACGUGGUGUACAACACUGAGCUGGGAUUGGCGAUGGAAAAGCUGAAGGAAGGCUACACGCUCGCCUCGCUCUGGGAAGUCGUUCCACCAUGAACAACUCACAUGUGUGAGAUAGAGCGCAAGGCCUUGCACGUUUUCAAGUUGCGUAUUGCGAGAGUUUUGCUCAGCAUCUGUAGUUGAUAAUUUGAUAUUAAAGCAAGUAGCUGUGGAACGCUGCCUAGCUUAGA
Messenger RNA from Ornithodoros turicata, 1277 nucleotides. RefSeq names its product Bardet-Biedl syndrome 5 protein homolog (gene BBS5). Gene Ontology annotation, molecular function: phosphatidylinositol-3-phosphate binding. The record is from RefSeq and is a predicted model, not a curated record. The transcript has 11 exons. Bases 97 to 1143 code for a protein of 348 amino acids. NCBI's taxonomy places the organism in Eukaryota, Metazoa, Arthropoda, Arachnida, Ixodida, Argasidae. Gene Ontology annotation, biological process: cilium assembly; intracellular transport. Gene Ontology annotation, cellular component: ciliary basal body; BBSome.